Molecule: messenger RNA, 3191 nt
Organism: Cuscuta epithymum
Lineage: Eukaryota; Viridiplantae; Streptophyta; Magnoliopsida; Solanales; Convolvulaceae
Source: the annotation of a GenBank genome assembly
UUUAAAAAAACAAUAACAGGAGUAACAAUCAAUCAUUCUACGCAUGUUUUUGUCUAUUUCCAUUGUCCCAUAAAUCUAUCAUUUACUAUAUUCCUCCCCAGAUAAAUUGGAAAUACAAAAUAAUUUUACUUGACCAGCGAUUGUACGAAUCGAAAGAAAGGUUAGCUAGACGAGGAGAAAGGAGCUGACUUUCGGCUGCUGGAGGGAAAGAGAAGAAGCGCGGAGAUAAAUAGUCCUCACUGCUAGUUAACAUAAAUGGAUCCUACAACUGAUGAUCAAUUAGAUUUUGAUGACGAGGACUAUGGAGAAAGCCAAAAGAUGCAGUAUCAUGUAGGUGGAACUAUACCUGCACUUGCAGAAGAGGAAAUGAUGGGUGAAGACGACGAGUAUGAUGAUCUUUAUAAUGAUGUUAAUGUGGGAGAGGGUUUUCUUCAGAUGCAGCAGUUUGAGGCCCCAAAACCUCCAGAUUCCGUGGGAAAUGGAGUAUCCCCAGCUCCGGAAAACGAUACUAAUGAACCAAGAGUUGAUGCUAUAACUUCUCCAGAGAUGAAUCCUGGUGUACCCAGUUCCGGGCUGCGAUUUCCUGAGCAAAAGAGCCGGUCUACGGCUGAAAGGGGUCCUGAUCAAACUGCUGCUUCUGAAAAGGCAAGGCCUCCAUCAAUGACCAGUGAUGCUCAAGUUGGUGGUAACAUGGCAUUUCACUCAUCAUCAGUUCGAAUACCUCAUGGAGCCAGUUCUGACCCUGUUCAUGAUUUGUCGGGCAAAGGUACUAAUGAGUCAUUGCCGUUGCUGAGUUCUGGUGCAGGUGGUGGUGGUAGUUCAAGAGCUGCUCCUUUGAUGCCAGCACAUCAAAUGAGUUCUAUUGCUGACACGAACAGCCCUAUGAUCAAUGAAAACCAUAUAAGGCCAGCCAUGGAGAAUGGAAAUACAGUGCUUUUUGUGGGGGAGUUGCACUGGUGGACAACUGAUGCUGAUAUUGAGAGUGUGCUGAUUCAAUAUGGGAAAGUGAAAGAGAUUAAAUUCUUUGAUGAAAGAGCAAGUGGUAAAUCCAAAGGUUACUGUCAAGUAGAAUUUUAUGAUCCUGCUUCUGCUUCUGCCUGUAAAGAUGGAAUGAAUGGACACAUUUUCAAUGGACGAGCUUGUGUGGUGGCAUUCGCUACUCCUCAUACAAUAAAGCAGAUGGGUGCUUCUAUUGUAAACAACAAAACCCCAACUCAAGUUCAGACUCAGCCACACCAGGGAAGGAGGCCCAUGAAUGAAGGACUAAACAGAGGCAGCGGGGCAAGUUUCCCCAGUGGAGAUACAGGGAGGAAUUUUGGUAGAGGUGGGUGGGGACGUGGGGGACAGGGAAUGCCAAACAGAGGUCCUGGUGGUGGGCCUGGAAGGGGAAGAGGUGGCAUGGGUGCAAAGAAUAUGAUGGGUGGUAAUGUACCUGGAGUCAAUGCUGGCAUGGGCAUUGGAGCUUAUGGACAGGGCCUUGCGGGUCCUGGUUUUGGUGGUCCUCCUGGAAUCAUGCAUCCACAGGGAAUGAUGGGUCCUGGGUUUGAUCCUGGUUACAUGGGCCGGGGAGCUGGUUAUGGAGGCUUUUCAGGCCCUGGUUUUCCGGGGAUGCUUCCUCCGUUUCCUACUAUGAACCCUAUGGGGCUCACCGGGGUGGCUCCUCAUGUAAACCCUGCUUUCUUUGGCCGUGGGAUGGGAAUGAUGGGUGGUACAACAGGGAUGGAUGGUCCUCAUCAAGGAAUGUGGACCGAUACAAGCACAGGUGGUGGGUGGGGAGGAGGGGAAGAGCAUGAAAGAAGGACAAGGGAGUCAAGUUAUGGUGGUGAAGACAAUGCGUCUGAAUAUGGGUAUGGAGAUGCGAGCCAUGACAAAGGGGGGGCAAGGUCAAGUGCUGCUUCUAGGGAGAAAGAGCGAGCUUCAGAACGUGACUGGUCGGGCAACUCUGAGAAGAGGAAUCGUGAUGAAAGAGUAGAUAAUGACAGGGACAGGUAUGAUCGGGAGCAUAGAUACAGGGAAGAAAGAGAUGGUUACAGGGAUUACCGCCAUAAAGAACGUGAAGUGGAUUAUGACAAUGACAGAGGUCACUCUUCAAAAUCUCGAAGCAGAUCCCGAGCAGUGCAGGAGGAGGAUCAUAGAUCUUCUCGUUCGAGGGAUGCUGAUUAUGGGAAGCGGAAAAGGCUUCCAUCCGAGUGACAUAGUAUUUGUCAAAUAAAUACUCUGUUACGGAAAGUGUUUUUCAGGAUGUCUUAGUUGGAGUGCUGGACUCCUAUAACCAGGGUCCACAAUAUUAUCCUCACAACAUUCCUCUGCAGACUGCUUGAAAGGGUUGCUGUUCUUCUCCCUAAAUUUUAUGAAGGAUCAGAGAGGCAACUCUUUGUUUUCAUGUCUAAACCCGCAUAAGUUGGUUACAUGGAGGAAGAUGAGUUAACUUGGCUGAAUUCCCUUACAAGUCCUUGUGUUAUGGCCAUAUUUUGUUUUACUUGUAAAUCUAUAUAUACGGUUUCCUCCUCUCCAUGAAAACUUGUAGAUAACAAACCGUGAUAUGGCCUGUUAUUGGAGAAGUUUUGCCUCAAAAUAGGGAUGUGUCUACCCAUCUACUUCCAUACAUUCCAUUUUUAAGCUGUUCUGGAAGACUCUUUGUACUGUUUCCUGUACAUGUAACUGUUCCAAACUUGUGCCUUUGUACUACCAGCCUGUAAGAUUUUUGUGUAUCAUCUGAAGUUAUUUUUUCAGCUUUAGGGUAGUCAGAUUGAACUGUUGUAUGCUCAAUAUUGUGUUGUAAAUUUAAGCAAGUAGCAUUAUAGUGGAACAAUAAACACCCUUCUUGCCAUGGAACUUAUGAGUCUAUGACCAGAGGUUAGAUACAACCAACAGAAAGUACAUUCUCAAUGAGCUAUCUGAUGAGCGGCUUUAUUGGGCAUGGUUGCAUAUUGCAUCUGUAUUUGUCAAUUUGUUCCGACGACCAAGAGUGAUGUGUAAAUGAAAUGUAAUAAGAUUCUGAUAUUAGGACUUGUAUCUCUUGUGUUGUAAUCAGUUCAUACCUUUUUUGUAACUUGUAAACCCGGAUUUUGUAGUUAGAUUAUAAUAUCACACUGUAAAAUUCCAAUGUAAGUAUGCAACACUGACCAGAGGGUUGAUGUCCAUAGAUAUUCUUUUUCUCUCUCGAAGUUUCAUUUUUGUAUCGUUUGAAG